Peromyscus eremicus (cactus mouse) is the source of this 3547-nucleotide messenger RNA. RefSeq names its product gremlin 2, DAN family BMP antagonist (gene Grem2). Bases 155 to 661 code for a protein of 168 amino acids. The transcript is spliced from 2 exons. Gene Ontology annotation, molecular function: receptor ligand activity; BMP binding. The record is from RefSeq and is a predicted model, not a curated record. NCBI's taxonomy places the organism in Eukaryota, Metazoa, Chordata, Mammalia, Rodentia, Cricetidae. Gene Ontology annotation, biological process: animal organ morphogenesis.
GAGCUGCUUCCCCGGCCUCCUGCCGAACCAGGCUGCGACUGCCCCGGGCGAUCCUGUGCACACCCCGCUGUGGAUCGUGUCAUUCACACAGAGGAGAGCGACAAGGAGACACACAAGGGACCCCAGGAGGAGGCUUUCAUCCCGUCAUUGCAGGAUGUUCUGGAAGCUCUCACUGACCUUGCUGCUAGUGGCUAUGCUGGUAAAGGUAGCUGAAGCCCGAAAGAACCGGCCUGCGGGCGCCAUCCCCUCACCGUACAAGGAUGGCAGCAGCAACAACUCGGAGAGAUGGCAUCACCAGAUCAAGGAGGUGCUGGCCUCCAGCCAGGAGGCCCUCGUGGUCACCGAGCGCAAGUACCUCAAGAGUGACUGGUGCAAGACGCAGCCUCUGCGGCAGACCGUGAGCGAGGAGGGAUGCCGCAGCCGCACCAUCCUCAACCGCUUCUGCUAUGGCCAGUGCAACUCCUUCUACAUCCCGCGGCACGUGAAGAAGGAGGAAGACUCCUUCCAAUCCUGCGCCUUCUGCAAGCCCCAGCGUGUCACCUCGGUCAUCGUGGAGCUUGACUGCCCCGGGCUCGACCCACCUUUCCGAAUCAAGAAAAUCCAGAAAGUGAAGCACUGUCGGUGCAUGUCCGUGAAUCUGAGUGACUCUGACAAGCAGUGAACUCACCAGGGCAAGAUGCAGCUCAACCCUGAGCAUCCUUGCCCCUGGGUCACACCACCGCCACUUCUGUUGAGCUCACUCACACUCUGCCUGGUGUCCCUGUCAGCAGCAAAUGCAUCUCUUAGGGCUAACAGUGUCCUUGUCACAAAUGUGGACCGCAAGUCGACAUGUCCCAGAUCCACCCCGGGCCACACUCAUGUUUCCAAAUCCAGGCUGUGGAUCGGGCGCAGAAGAUGUUGGAAAACACUCUCAGAAACUAGACAGGACUUUUCAGGUGAUGCACUGUCAAUCCGGGAUUGACGUUUCCACCAUGUGGAAAAGCCAGCCUUUCCCUGGCCACAUCUUACACUCCAGCUCGACCCUUCCUGGUGAAGAAUGCACCACUCUUCUGUCGCAAACUUCUGUUGGCCACCAGACCUCUGUGGUGUGGGCAUUCAUUCUUCUGAUCUGGGAGCUGCCGGGCUCUAUGGCUGUUGUGAUGCCGAUAUGGGCAGCAUCCAUAAAGGAGAUGCUCACCCUUAAGGGGGUCUCCAAACAAACCUGAUACCUACAAGGACAAGGCAAGCUAAGUGGAUCAGGAAAUGACUUCCCUAGGAACUGUACUCCGCAGGCCAGACGCUCCACACCCCUAGACACCACCUCUUUUCUUGCUCCUCAUAGGCCCCAUCUGUGGACUCAAGAUGAACUCUGGUGCACACGCCAUUAGCCUGUCACCACACAAAAGGUCUCUGUAUUAAUGUCAGUUUUAUAAUUGAUCCAUUGUGUAAAAAGCUGUUAAAAGUAUUAUCGACCUAUUCAUGUAUCAACUCACGUGUUUGGACUUUGGCUUUGCAGCACCAUUCUGAAUAGAGAGUAGAGCAGGGAGUGAUCUAUAGAAAAGGUAUUUUACUGAGAAAUACCGCCAGGACAGCCAUUCACUGCCACAUACCUUUUAUCAGAUUGAACAGGGAGGAGGGACAUGUCGUGAUUUUACUUUGAAUAUGAUAUCACCAAAGACACUAAAGCAUUGCAGCAUAGUGUAGAAAUUGGAUUGGGACAGAUGGUGUAUACAGAGGAGUCAUUGGGAAGUGGUAAUGCUUGAUACACACAUGUGAAAUGAGACCUGGUAUUGCCUUCACUGCCAUAACACUAAGCAAAAAUAUUUUCUACUAAAAGCCAUUUAAGAAUAUAUGGAAUUGAGACACGUUGUGGCACAGGCAGAAAUAAGAGGUAAAUAUAGAUGGUAGUAAUGUAGUUAAACUCAGAAAAUAGCUUCCUUUCCAAAGAAUAGACUUCUAAAAAUAUCAAGAAACCUAGGUCACCUUUCAACUUUGUGAUGAGUUGUUGAAGUCUCUGUAGUGUGGUCUUUUGAUGUGAGGACAUUAAUUUGUUUUCUUCCAAAAUUACACUCAAGUUCAAUCGCUUUGUGCAAUGGUCCCUGUGAAUGACGUGUAUGGAAUCUGACAAAUGUGAAUGAGAAGAAGCCGUUGGCGGGAAUCAGAAUAUGAAUAUUCUUUAGUAGGUAAUUUCUAAGUGCACGCUCUUGCCCAGGAGUGGGUUUCCUGGUGUGAGAGAGACUGUCCAUAAGCUGCUCUGAGACUCAGGCUUCCGGACACCUAAUAGUGGUGCUGGUUCUCCAGCGUGCCACCUAGAAAAGAGGAUUGGGGUGAGCUGGGGUUGGGAAGGGGUGUCAGUGACUCUCUUGCCUGCGUUGCAGUGCAAGUUUUCUGGUUUAUUUACUUCUGCGACCCAGUAAACCCUGAGCACAGAUCGUGUGGUUCUGAAGGGGAGAUUAGCUUCAGAAAUGGUCGUGCACAGCCUGGAAUCAGGAGAGAGAAAGAAGAAGAGUGGAGAAAAUGCAGAAGGCUGGAACACCUGGGAUGAAGGCAGAACGUGAAGAGGGUGGCCAAGGUCAGAGCUGCAAUUUCACGUUUAGUAGAAAACCUCAAGCUAGAGCCAGGGCAGAAUACGCAGCAGAGAAGCUGUGAAGUACAUCUGAGUGUCCUUAAUGGAGGAUGAUGAAGUAUAGCAAGAGGGUAGAGGAGGAGAGUCUCACACCCAGCUGCAAGGCCAACCCACAUCAUUUUAUUAACAGGAUCCACACAAGCAGAGGAAGAGUUAAGCUAGCAACCCACAAAGUAUACACGUUAGCACUCUUUUUGGUCCCAGUCAUGGGUGUACCCAUGAAAACAAUAUGAUACGCUGUGGUCUGAGGCUACUUCUUGGGUUUUUGUUUGUAUAAUGUUUACCUUUGAGUGGCUCAAAUUGUAUUUAAAUUUUGUCUUGUUUAUAAAUGAAGAAAAGCUAUAAGUAUAAUGUAAUUAUUUUAUAGGUAUACUAUUAAGUUAUAGAACAAAUAAAGAUACUCUAGGAUUAUAUGUGAUCCUGGUGUCAUGUGCCAUAAAAGCUGAAUUCUGCACUUGUAUCCUUGGGUAGCGAAGGAUCUUUCUUGGUGCACUCAGAGUGCAUUUAUCCAGCCUCUGGGAGUUCACCCCUGGCCCAUGUCACAAACUGUCCUUGGGGGCUUAGGAUCUUCUCAGAGAAUCAAAAACAAGCAUUGAACAAGCAGAAUUGGUGGGGAUGGCUCUUGGUCCCAGUCUAUAGGAGCUUCUAGCCUUUUCCAAAUCACCCACCAGCUGAACACAGAAUGUACUCACAGUGUUCCCGGAAUAAGAAAUGUUGAAUGAGAACACUCUGAGAAACUGCUGCACAGAAGUCCACUGUAAGUCUUGUCUCUCUUGUAGCCAGUGCACCAAACUUAUGUCUUACAUAAGCCUGAAACUGUGUUGAGUUUUGCUUAGUUUUACGUUGACUUUCCACGGAUUUCAACGUUUCUUAAUUUAAACACGUCUCAGUUUCACAGUGUUGUCAUUUUCCUGCAAGUUGAAUUAUCUGCCGUUUAAGAAA